Messenger RNA from Cicer arietinum (chickpea), 2851 nucleotides. RefSeq names its product rust resistance kinase Lr10-like. NCBI's taxonomy places the organism in Eukaryota, Viridiplantae, Streptophyta, Magnoliopsida, Fabales, Fabaceae. Gene Ontology annotation, molecular function: protein kinase activity; polysaccharide binding; ATP binding. The record is from RefSeq and is a predicted model, not a curated record. Gene Ontology annotation, biological process: protein phosphorylation.
CAAAGCAUAUUGUAAUUGUAAAUCAUUGAGUGCAGCAUAUUCGAAUAGUAAUGGCAUCAAUUUUUGUCAAUGAUGUUAAACUAUACAACACCCUUAGGACCAUCUUCUCAUGUCUCAAUUUUGUGUCUAUAUCACAUCUCCUCAUAUCACAUGAACACAAUAAAAAUUGCAAUUUAAGUGUCAUACUCACCAAAAUUAAAAUUACUAGUUAUCUUUUCACUUAUAGGAGGUGUGAGAGAGGGACAUAAAAGAGACUUUCAAACACAAAGAUUUCAAUCUUAUUUACUUCCAAUCAAAGUAACCCUUAGUUAGUUAUCUACAUUUAGCUAGGAUUUAAGAAAAGGUGUGCGACUGCAAUCUAGAAUGCAACAUCAAGGUUUUGACGUUUUCACGAUUGUAAUUGAGUCUGCAUCAACUACAUUUACUUCGAAUCAUAACAAUAUCAAGAACUGUGAUGCAACUGAAACCACAAUUUAUAAAUCUUGUUUGUAAGUACUUUAGCCGAUUGCAAAAUCUAACCUUUUCAUAAACUAGUUAACUCUAGAUUCAAGUUUCUCAAUAAGUCAAAAAGUUGAUGUUUGAUAUCUCUCUUUCUCCUCUCUCAACCAUGUCUUGUAAAAUACUUGUCAAUCUAAUUGUUAUCAUGAUCCUCCUAUACCCUCUUCCUUGUCUAACAAAACCAAAUCACCAAUGUCCUCCUUCAUCUUGUGGCAACAUACAAAACAUCAGCUACCCUUUUCGACUAAAAGGCGAUCGCGAAAAUUGUGGAGAUCCUAAUUAUGAACUAUCAUGUGUCAACAAUCAAACACUACUAAAUCUACACAAUGGAAAAUACAUUGUAAACUCCAUCAACUUCAAUAAUUCAACAAUAAGGAUCACAGAUUUUGGUCUCAACCAAAAAAAUUGCUCUUCCAUUCCUCUCUACACUUUAACAAAUAAUAACUUCACCAAUGGAAAACCUUAUAGAUUUUUAUUAAGUGACAAUAAUAACUUAGAAACCAUAGCAUUUAUGACAUGUGAAGCCUCAAUUAUUUCACCUAUUUACAUGGACACUUCAGCUUGUAUUAAACAUUUCAACUCUUCCAAUUCUUCUUUCUUUGGUAUAUACACUUAUGCUGUACUUGGUGACUUGAUGAUUUCUGAAUUGGAAGAUUCAUGCAGCAUACUUGUAAUGGUUAUGACUUCAAAUUUGAGCAAAUUUGACAGCAAACUUUCAUAUGUGAAUAUCCAUCAACAACUUGUUUAUGGAUUGGAGCUUUCUUGGAGUGAGAUAUUAUGCAAAGAGUGUAAAGGCAGGGGAUAUUGUAAAUUGAAUAACAAAAAUGAAGUCAUUGGUUGUUCAAGUGGUAGACCUUGUAGUCAUGACUAUAUACCAUCUUUUAAAUGUGCUUUAAAAGAGGCAAUUGAUGCAGUCAAAGAUGUGGCUAAAGGUUCUCACAGAUUAGUCGCUAUCAUUGGAGUAAUUCUUGUUAUAAGAAUUAUAGGUGGGUUACUAUUUGUCCCAAUGUAUAUGAUAUAUAAAUGGAGAAGGAGACAUUUAUCUGCAUAUGAUUCAGUUGAAGAGUUUCUGAAAACUCACAACAAUCUUAUGCCAAUAAGAUACUCUUACUCGGACAUAAAAAAGAUCACAAAAGGAUUCAAGGAUAAACUUGGUGAAGGUGGCUAUGGUUCUGUAUACAAAGGACAACUUCGAAAUGGUCACCUAGUAGCAAUCAAGAUGCUAGGUGGAAAGUCUAGAGCUAAUGGACAAGAAUUUAUCAACGAAGUUGCUACUAUUGGAACAAUCCACCAUGUCAAUGUUGUUCAUCUUAUUGGCUUUUGUGUUGAGAAAUCAAAAAGAGCACUUGUCUAUGAAUUCAUGCCUAAUGGUUCACUUGACAAACACAUUUUCUCAAGAGAAAAAAUGGUACCUUUGAGUUGUGAAAAAAUGUUUGAUAUAGCUCUUGGUGUAGCACAUGGUAUUGAAUAUCUACAUAGAGGGUGUGACAUGAGGAUUUUGCAUUUUGACAUAAAGCCACAUAAUAUUCUUCUUGAUGUGAAUUUCACUCCGAAGGUUUCAGAUUUUGGACUAGCAAAGUUAUAUCCGAUUGACAAUAGCAUUGUGUCGCUCACGGCGGCAAGAGGAACUAUGGGAUACAUGGCCCCGGAGUUGUUUUAUAAAAACAUUGGAGGAGUAUCGUACAAAGCAGAUGUUUAUAGUUUUGGUAUGUUGCUAAUGGAAAUGGCAAGUAGGAGGAGGAAUAUGAAUGAGGGUGAAGAUCAUAAGAGUCAAGUUUAUUUUCCUUCUUGGGUUUAUGACCAAUUUAGUGAAGGGAGAGAAAUAGAAAUGGGGAAUGGUACAGAGGAGGAGGAAAAACUAUUGAAGAAAAUGAUAAUAGUUGCAUUGUGGUGUAUACAAAUGAAACCAAGUGAUCGUCCUUCAAUGAACAAAGUGGUUGAGUUACUUGAAGGAGAUGUUGAGUCACUUCAAAUGCCUCCUAAGCCAUUUCAAACUCCAAAAGGAAUGCCUAUACAAGGCAUUGGACAAUUCAGAAAUCUACCUUGGUUGCUACCUGGAGAAUCUACAAAUUCACUUACCAUUGUUAUAAAUAGACGUUAAGUUAUUACAACUUGUUUGGAAUUGCGGUGGUUUGAUACAAAACAAGAUGUGUAAGUAGGUCAACUCAUAGUUUCGAUUGAAAUAGGAUCAACACAAGGAAAAAGGAAAUACACUUGGUAAAUGCCAUUGUUCUUUGUUAGAUUUAUUAUUUAGUAAUUAGAUGUAUGUAUAUAUUAUUAUGAAAUAAUUUUUUCAUGUAAGAGAAAGAAUUGUAAUCUUUCACGACCUUUUCAAAUUAGGAUUCCUAAAUAG